Benincasa hispida (wax gourd) is the source of this 2174-nucleotide messenger RNA. RefSeq names its product TOM1-like protein 3. Gene Ontology annotation, molecular function: phosphatidylinositol binding; ubiquitin binding. Lineage: Eukaryota; Viridiplantae; Streptophyta; Magnoliopsida; Cucurbitales; Cucurbitaceae. The record is from RefSeq and is a predicted model, not a curated record. Gene Ontology annotation, biological process: protein transport to vacuole involved in ubiquitin-dependent protein catabolic process via the multivesicular body sorting pathway.
CAAACCCAUACACCCCCAGAGAAAAGAAAUGGUAAAAGACUCUGUGGGGGGCGAUAAUAUCUAUAAUGCUUUCAUAAUUCUGGUUUUAGUUUACUGAACCCUUCUCUUUAGUUUCUUUGUCGCCAUUUGGCCGAUGGGAUUAAGGAAUUUAUGAGAUUUCAUCUGUCACGGGGACUUCGAUGUGAGUUUUAACGCGGGUUUUCUUUCAUUCUUUUCUUUAUUUGUGGGUCUCUGUGAAAAAUUCCAAGUCGGCCCUGGAAAAAGAGAAGGGUCUGAAACUAAUCGAACAAGCAACCCCUUGAAGAAGAAAAGCGAAAAGAAACAACACGCACUUCUACUUACUUUUGGCUGUUCAUUCUCCUCUGGUUUCUAGACAGUGUUGCUACUUUUUUAAAGGAGAUUCAAGAGCAGAAGAGCUUAUUUGGAUGCAAAAGAAUCAGAGGGAUAUGUCUACCAAUGCUAUUGCUUGCGCUGAGAGAGCUACAAAUGACGUGCUUAGCGCUCCUGAUUGGGCCAUAAAUAUUGAGCUCUGUGAUAUUAUUAACAUGGAUCCUAGGCAGGCGAAGGAUGCAUUGAAGAUACUCAAGAAGCGUCUUGCUAACAAAAAUCCUAAAAUACAACUUCUAGCGCUCUAUGCAUUGGAGGCUCUAAGCAAAAAUUGUGGUGAUACUGUUUUUAAGCUGAUCGUAGAUCGUAAUAUCUUGCACGAAAUGGUUAAAAUUGUAAAGAAGAAGCAGCCUGAUUCAACUGUACGGGACAAAAUAUUAACUUUGGUAGAUGCAUGGCAAGCAGCAAUUGGUGGUGGCUCUAAGGGAAAGUUUCCACAGUACUAUGCAGCCUACAAUGAAUUGAAGAAUGCUGGAUUUCAAUUUCCACCAAGAGAAGAGAACGUUGAGCAGUUCUUUAGUCCACCUCAGAUACAGCCAGUCAUUGAGCACCCUGUUUCAGCUUAUGAUGAUCUUGCUGUUCAGGCUUCUCUCCAGUCUGAUUCUUCUGGUUUAGGCUUGCCAGAAAUUCAAAAUGCACAGGAACUAGCACAUGUUUUAUUGGAAAUGCUUGGUGCGUUGGACCCUAAGACUCCGGAGGCUUUGAAGCAAGAAGUGAUUGUUGAUCUGGUUGAUCAGUGCCGUUCCUACCACAGCCGUGUUGUGAUACUUGUGAAUGAGACAACAGAUGAGGAACUGUUACGUCAAGGAUUGGUAUUGAAUGACAGUCUGCAGCGUGUACUCAGCUGCCAUGAUGACAUUGCGAAAGGAACAUUUACAAUGGAAGCUAGAACAGCAGAACCUCCUGUUCCAUCGGUUCCAUAUAUCAACCCUGAGGAUGAUGACUCGGAAGAUGACUUUACACCGUUAUCUCGCAGGCCAACGAGAGAUAACAUUUAUGAAAGGGACAGGAAAUUGGCAAAUGGUCCAUCAUCGCGAGUAAGUCCACUUCCUUCACCUUCAUCAAAGAAGACGGCUAGUGUGGAAAUGAUCGAUCACCUUAGCGGGGACAUGUACAAACCUGAAGGGUCUCCCAGGAUAGUAGAGCCACCAUCAACUUCUUCUUUUUCACCUUUCUACACUAGACAGCCUUUGUUCGACGAACCACCUCCAAGAAGCAUAUCCACCAAUCCACUCCUCACAACACCUCGGGACACCCAAUCUCCGAGCGCCCUUCCUCCCCCUCCCUCAAGAUAUAAUCAAAGACAACAAUAUUUUGAGCAACAAAAAGCUGUUACAGGAGGCAGUCAACCCCAUUUGAGCAACGAUUAUAGUUCUUAUGACAACAUAGUGGGGAAUACCAAGAAUCUGUCACUCAGUCCUACCCCAACCAGAUCCGUGGAGCAUGAAGAAACCCUUUUCAAAGAUCUGGUGGAUUUUGCCAAGGCCAAGUCAUCUUCAUCCUCCAAAUUGAACCGACCGUUCUGAGACACGACUAGUAAAGACUGACCUUGUUUUUUUCUUCGUCGUCGUCGUAGUGUAGGCAGGUGAUUGUGGGGUUCGUUGAUGAGGUUGUAUAUUCAUGAUCAUGAACAAAGCCAUUCAUUUAGUAAGGAAGUAGGUGUUAGAAUUUUUUCAUGUUGCUUUGGAUGGAUCAUAGAGUGAGCCACUGAUCUGCAUAUAUAUUAUAUAUUAUAUUCAUUUGGUAAUACUCUAGUAAAAAACCUUGAUCUAAUUGUUGUAUGAUUA